GAGGUUCAGGUGACGGCCGCGCGCAAGAGGCCAGCUGACUACCACCACCAUCACCUCUUUCCCGUCUGAUACGUGUGGAAAAUCGAAAAUUAAUGACAAACUAACCCAUUCACCCCAUUGGCCGCAGUGACCUGCAUACGAGCGAGGAUAAAGACUUGCUAUAACACGACGAGAGACGGAUUAAAGACGUAAUAAGCCUAGAAAAGAGACAGAAUCCGCUGUAGCGAGUCCUUCCUGCUAUUUCGCCCUCCCAAAACUACCUAUUUCUCCGUCAUGGCCGCCAGCAACGAAGCCAUCACUGAGGAGAUUGAGGCGCUGCAGGCCAUCAUGCUGGACGAGGUCAUGGUGCUCCAAGGGGAUGGAGGAGUGCCAACAGGGGUGGAGGUGGUGGUGGUGCCAGCUACAGCCCAAAAUGUCAAAGAACAGCAUGUGCGUGUCACUCUGGUCAUCUCGCUGCCCCCUGAGUACCCUGAUGCAUCACCCAGCAUCACCCUGAGAAACCCUCGUGGUGUGGAUGACGAUGUGCUGGAGAAGAUCCACCAGGAGAGUCGUCAGCGGUGUGAGGAGUACCUGGGCUGUCCUGUCAUCUAUGAGUUGAUAGAGGUGGUGCGUGACAACCUGACUGCCAACAACACCCCAAGCUGCCCAUGUGCCAUCUGCCUGUACCACUUCACUGACACGGACACCUUCACCAAGACUCAGUGCUUCCACUACUUCCACUCCUACUGCCUUGGAAGGUACAUUGCAAACUGUGAGGAAGAGGCUGCUGCAGAGGAGGAGCAGCCGCAGCCCGCAUGGAUGGCCCGGGAGAAGAAGCAGCUCAUGUGUCCUGUGUGUCGUGAUCCCAUUCAGAAGGAGCUCAACAGUGAGGACUUGCUGCUGGCUGCCCCACCUGAGGAAGAGGAGAACACCAUGGAGUUCCGAGCAGAUGACCCAACCCUGGUGGCUCUACAGCAGAAGAUGGCACAGCUGUACCUCAAGCAGAAGGAAAAGGGAGGCAUCAUUGACUUAGAGGAAGAGAAGAACAAGUUUCUGUUGUCAUCUAAUAGGGUGGACUUCUAUGAGGGCUUUGGGGGCAGCCUGGAGGAGGAGGCGAGUCUCAGCCUUCCAGACUCCCCCGUGGAGGCCCCGGUGGAGGACCAGCCGCCCAUUGCCCCUGCCCCUCCCGCUGCCCGGCGAGGCAGCCGCCCCACCCAGCCCCGACACCAGGGGCACAAGACACAGGGAGGCUACGGCCGGCAGCCCUGGAGGAACACAGACCAUGGGGGUGAUGGGCGGCACUGGGCUAGCAACCGAGGAGGCCGAGGCAACAGUGGGGGCCGGGGGCGGGGUGCCGGACGGGGAGGAACGCACGGGUCCUCCAGGAUCAUCCCUGAACACAAAGAGUACAGCACUACAGGUCUGAAGAACUCCUGCAUGAUAGACAACAACCUGGGCAGCAAGAGCCAUGGCCGCCACGAUGAAGGCAAAUAUGAGAAUGGCAGUAUCUACCAUCAUGGUGACAACAGGGCUGAGGUGUGCUUUGGGGCACGUGGUGGGGGAGGCAGCGGGGGCAGCAAGAGGGGUUCCAAGGGGCCUGGCAGCAGGCAGCGGUAUGGUCCUGGCAGGGGCAGGGGCCGUGGGCCUCCCGCCAACUUCACCCCAUCAGCCCAGCGUCACUCUGCUCAAGACUGGAGUUGACGAAUGUGGCUUGCAGGGUUUUGGCCGCCCUGUCUCCUCCUCUCUGCCCUCUCUCUCCUCGUCUGUGUACCAAGUAUUACCAUAAUGAUGUAUUUAACCCUCAAGUAUUCAGUAUAUUCAACUUCCAAAAGAGAUGGGUGUUGUAGAAGUAGUUACAAUGAUCAGCUUACUCACCGUAGCGCCAUAGAUGAGUGUGUUGGCCGUGCGUCAUCCCCCCCUCGUGCAUCCCCCAGACCCCCCAACUCGGUGUAUAGCAAUAGCAUUACGUGUCCCUUGGCCGUAAGAUAUUCCUCUAGGUGUACCACUAGCAAAAUCAAGAUUUUCAUAGAAAUUUUAAACUCACAACUUUGACAGAGAAUUAAUGUCCUCUGUACUCUCCCAACUAUGAGGGGAGACAACAAAUUAAAGACAGCAAAUCUGAUGAGAAUCAAAGUCCUGCAUAAUAUAAACACUAGGAGAAGAUGCAGAAGCUGGCAGUGUGUGGCAGACAGUGGCACACCCUGCUGUCCUUGGGUUCUUUUGGGGAAAGAUUUUGUAUUUGAGUUCUUCACAAAGUUUAUUUUUUAUAUGCACAAAAUAUUUACUUUGUAUAGUAAUAGUUUGUUUUUAAUCUAUUUUAGAUGAUCAAAAGUUAGUUUUACAUUUUAGUCUGUGAUGAGAAUUGUUAUGAGUUUAAUUGAGGGUGAAUGGAAAGGGAUGCUUGUAACUACUCUUUUCUAAAUAUGUAUCAUCUCAAACACAACACAAGGCAGACUUCCGUGGUAACACUCGGCAACCUUCUUGGGUCGAGGGUGAGGGGGACAGCACCUGGUGGUAGUGGCAGUGCCAGGGGCCAGGCCUCAAGCUGGAGUGCCAAGGACAGACACACACAUACACACCAGCCUCAUUAUCUGGCCAGCAACUUCCUCACCCUGGAAAUGAAGAACUGUGCAUCAAUUGAAGAGGAAGAAACAGAAGAUGUGACGGUUUCAGGAUUGGUGAAAACUAAAUAUAACAAUAAUUAAAGCUGUGAUUCACAUAAUAAUUAAUGGUGUAUGUGUUGGAAAUUACUUGACUACUUAUAAUAUAUGUAAUCGACUUUGAUGACCAGUGCCCUGAAGACAGACUGGUUAAGCUGCUUUAAUUCACAGCACCACUUAGUACUGACUGUGGUGUAGUGAUCCAUAGAUGUGCUCUGCCUGCCUCAUACUCAGUUUGUGGUGUGUCUUGUUGGGGAGGAACAGAUUCAUGUUGAGACAUUUUACAAGAAUCUAAUUAUUAAAUCAGCUGAUAUGACAAACCUACCACUUAUGUAUGAUUGUUUUACAUUUGACAGGUAUUUUUCAGGGACAAAUAAAAUGUUUUCUAGUGUAAAGGGCACAUUGUUAGUCAUAUCCAUGUACACAUUGAUAAGUAUAAGCCAUAAAGUUAGAAAGUCUGAAGCAAGGGAACACUUACUUGAGGGACGACACAAGACAGCCACUUCAGUUCACCCUUUGUGAUGAUAUUAUAGGCUAAGCUGAGUGCCAUGUUAGCAUCUGAUGAAGGGAGGGAGAGGAUGGGGAUAUCAGCUUCCUAAUACAGUACAAUUUAUAGCCACUGGAAUGACAAACUUAGGGACGGUUGCUGCGGUACCUUUACUCACUUGACUAAUAUCAGUCAUGCACUACAACUUAAGGACUGUUUCAUGUCUCCUAGAUUUUGAUUAGUAUGUGGUGGUAUUUUCCCGAAUGUUGGGCCCAUCAGUUUUCUAUUACUAUCAUGUGUUCAUUUUAUUCUUUAUUUGUGUAACAGUGAAUAGAUGCAGUAAUUACUUAACAGGUUAUGUACAACAUACGGCAUGGUUUAUACUAUAUAUGUAUUGUGAUUAUUGUUUUCAGAUUGUCAGAAAAAGGAUUAUGUCCAUGACUUUGUUGCAGCACAGACAAGAGGGGGAAAAAGUUGUCACCCAGAUGACAAUGCUAAUGUAGUUUUACAUAGUAGUAAAUAAUAAGAAUAAACUUGAAACAAAAGUUUUAGUUAGGUACAGAGAUCAGCCAGCAAGGCUUUGGUCUUGGUGUGCUGUUGCUGACAAAUGUCAAGGUGGCUCUGAGGAAGGUGCUUUCCUCACACACUGCUGGACUUUUAAUCCACAACUAAGUAAUGAAGUCGUUCACCAAGCUCUGCACCAUCAUGCAAGCCUUGCUUUAUCUUACAAGUUCCUAAUUACUUUUCUUAAGUAUGUAUUUUCUAAGUUAUUGCUAUUUUCUUGACAAUAUUUCCACUUCUACAAAGAGCAGUCUGUGGAAUAGUUCAAGGUCUGGUGCCACCCGUGGGAUUGAUUGGACCUUUUAUCACUUGGUUUUGUUUACACAUUAUCUGGCAAUUGUGCUGAUACAGGUUUGUGCCACUCAAGGUCUUGCCAACGGGUUCGCUGAAGCACGGUGGAAGGAGUGACUCCGACGAGACAUUCCCCAAGUGUCACACUCAUGGACAUUUGCACUUGAACCAUAUCUUGGAAAGGCUGAAAUUUGUGUAGCUAUUGUAAACUUUAAAAAUCUUAGUUCAACAAUAGACUGAACCCUGCAUUCCUUUGUGUGCAAUCACAGCCCGGUAAAUACCUUUUUGAAUUAUGCUUUGUAGAAAUGACACUGAUUUGUAUUUACUGGGAUCAACGUAACACAAUAAUUGUCUCAUACUGUAUUAAAUGUGAAAUAUAAAUUAUCCCUUUCCUACUGGCUA
This is a messenger RNA of Scylla paramamosain (green mud crab), 4380 nucleotides long. RefSeq names its product E3 ubiquitin-protein ligase RNF25-like. NCBI's taxonomy places the organism in Eukaryota, Metazoa, Arthropoda, Malacostraca, Decapoda, Portunidae. The record is from RefSeq and is a predicted model, not a curated record. Gene Ontology annotation, cellular component: nucleus. Gene Ontology annotation, biological process: protein ubiquitination. Gene Ontology annotation, molecular function: protein binding; ubiquitin protein ligase activity. The transcript has 8 exons. The coding region runs from base 274 to 1680 and encodes 468 amino acids.